Molecule: messenger RNA, 798 nt
Organism: Triticum aestivum (bread wheat)
Lineage: Eukaryota; Viridiplantae; Streptophyta; Magnoliopsida; Poales; Poaceae
Exons: 2
Coding region: 196-561 (121 amino acids)
Source: RefSeq, a predicted model, not a curated record
AUUCCCGACACAACCCAUAGUCCCUGGUCGUCUCCCUCGCAGCCUCACUCGUCUCCCCUGCGCGCCGGAGCCCUCCCUCUCGGCUCCCCCCGCGCUGGAGCUCCCCUGCUCGGCUCCCCUGCGCGUUGCUGGAGCUACCUCGGCCCACACCUCCACCGUGUUGCUUCCCUCUCCUUGUUCCCUUGCUCGUUCCCCAUGGUGAACCAUGGGAAGGAGAAGGCUCGAUUUUUGUUCUCGAUCUGCUCUCUGACGGCGGCAGCCUUCCCCGAGCUUGGCGAGCUGGAGCCGUCCCUUCCCGUCGUGGAUCUGCUCUCCGCGACGCCGCCUGCCUCCCCGGACCAUCCCCUCUCGCUCAGCCGCGACUCCCUCCCUGGAGCAGCCGCUCCCUCCCAACCCAAAGCCGCCGGCCGGAGCUACACCGCAGCACACUCCCUCCCUCCUCUUCUUAGGGACCGAAUUGUGGUCGAGGAGGAGCUUUCCCUUGUCGCCCAGCAGCUCCUGCUCCAACGGGCUCGUCCACAAGUCCGGCAGCACCAGCCGCUCUUCCCUCUUCCGGUCUAGCCCAUCGACGACGACGGCUCCUCCUCAUGCUCAUCGGACUCGUGCACAAGUGCUCUGCAAGUCUGCAUUGGGUAAAGUCUGAAUUUUUCAUUUUUACUACCGUCAAAAUUCAGUUGACAAAGAAAGUGCCAUCAACAUGUCAGUGGCCAUGCUAGACAGAGUUCUUAUUCAUGUCUAGGCAGAGUUCUUAUUUAUGACAAAACUGGAUGUCUAGACAGAGUUCUUAUCACGAAGGAG